Molecule: messenger RNA, 2668 nt
Organism: Rubroshorea leprosula
Lineage: Eukaryota; Viridiplantae; Streptophyta; Magnoliopsida; Malvales; Dipterocarpaceae
Source: the annotation of a GenBank genome assembly
GGAGUCGGACAUUGAUUGCGAAGUUGCGUUGUUAUGCGGUAACGAUGAACUAUAGAAGCUCGCGAUGAGUAUAGUACGAGGUUGUGGCCCUUCUUUAGGCAUCAACAGAAUCAAAGCCAACCUGCUUUCUUGUAGAAUUAUCACUUCAACUUCUGGCAACCGAAGACCGGACGAGACUUGUCUGGCUCUCCUCCAAUCCUGCGACGCCCUCCCAAAACUUUUCCAAGUCCACAGCCUCAUCUUCAAACUGGGUCUGCAAGGCAACCCUUUUGUUCUUACCAAAUUCACCUCCAAAUCUUCCGAACUCAACUCUGUUGACUAUGCUCAUUCUAUCCUCUUCUCGGCGCAGUCCGAUUGCAGUCUCUACGAUACCUUCCUUUUUAACAAUCUCAUCAGAGCUUAUGCUCAAACAGAGAGCUUGAAGGCUAAAGCUUUGGAAAUGUAUAAUUUUAUGCUUCAGUGUGGAGUGCUGCCUAAUAAUUACACGUACCCAUUUAUGCUUAAGGCUUGUGCUGGCAUUGGGGACUUGAGCUUAGGGAGGUCCGUUCAUGGGUCGGUGUUAAAGUUUGGUUUUCAUGAAGAUGUUCACGUUCGGAAUACAAUGGUGCAUAUGUACUGUUGUUGUCGGGGAGGUAUUGAUUACGGCAGGAAAUUGUUUGAUGGAAUGCCUAAGAGGGAUUCCGUUCCAUGGAGCGCGAUGAUUGGUGGGUACGCACGGUUGGGGCGGUCUGUGGAUGCAGUUGAGUUGUUUAGGAAAAUGCAGAUUGCAGGUGUCCGCCCUGAUGAGAUUACUAUGGUCUCAGUUUUGUGUGCUUGUACAGAUUUAGGUGCCCUCGAGCUUGGGAGGUGGAUUGAGACUUUUAUUGAGAAACAGAAGGUUAAUAAAUCUGUUGUGCUUUGUAAUGCACUGAUCGACAUGUUUGCAAAGUGUGGUGAUGUUGAUAAAGCUCUGAAGUUGUUUUGGAACAUGAGUCAGAGAACUAUUGUUUCGUGGACUUCUGUCAUUGUUGGUUUGGCAAUGCAUGGUCGUGGUUUGGAAGCUGUUUCUUUGUUUGAGGAAAUGAAAAGAGGCAGAAUGGUGCCAGAUGAUAUUGUGUUUAUUGGGUUGCUUUCUGCAUGUAGUCAUUCCGGAUUAGUUGACCAAGGCAGAGAAUAUUUUGAUUUGAUGAGUAAGGAGUUUGGCAUUGUACCUAGAAUGGAACACUACGGAUGCAUGGUAGAUUUGUUUUGCAGAGCUGGACUCGUAAAAGAGGCAUUGAGAUUUGUUCAGAAAAUGCCUGUUGAGCCAAACCCUAUUAUUUGGCGAACCCUGAUCAAUGCCUGUCAUAGCCAUGGUGAACUAAAGCUUGCAGAGAGCAUUACCAAGCAGCUGAUCCAUUAUGAGCCCCUUCAUGAGGCUAACUAUGUUCUACUUUCCCAUAUUUAUGCGAAAAAGUUUGACUGGGGGGAGAAAACUAAGAUUAGAGAGGCUAUGGACAAGAAGAGGAUGAAAAAGAUUCCAGGGAGCACUAUGAUUGAACUAAAUAAUGAAAUAUAUGAAUUUGUAGCUGGAGAUAAGUCACAUAAUCAAUACAGGGAAAUAUAUAAGAUGGUGGAUGAGAUGGGGAGGGAAAUGAAGAAGGCUGGAUAUGUUCCUACCACAACAGAGGUGACGCUUGAUAUUGAUGAAGAAGACAAGGAAGAUGCUUUGUACAGUCAUAGUGAGAAGCUGGCUAUUGCUUUUGCCCUUCUAAAUACGCCAUCUGGAACUCCUAUUAGGAUUGUAAAAAAUCUGCGAGUUUGUGGUGAUUGUCAUUCUGCUACUAAGUAUAUCUCGAAGAUUUACAGUCGAGAAAUUGUAGUAAGGGACCGGAAUCGCUUUCACCAUUUCAAGGAUGGGAUAUGUUCAUGUAGAGAUUUCUGGUAACAAGCUGAUUACAGUUUCAACUUUCAUUGUUAUCAAUUCAACUGCUUGAAAUUGAAUACGAGCUUGGCUUGGCUGGUUCCAAUAAUGAGGGUUAUAUUGUGGGUUAUCAUGCACAUCUUUCGUAAAUAUUCACCAGAAUACCUAAUGGGACAAUUCUCCAUCUCUUUUCUAACAAUUUUAAUCUAACCUGGUGAUUUGAGAUAGCAUCAGAGCAACCCCCAGAGAAUUUUAAUCAGAUGUGUGUAUUAUCAUAGUCUGCAAUUCGACAGUGGUUGCAGCAGGCAGAAAUUGUAAUGUGAAAAUUGGAGCUGCGCAAAGGCUUCUUCCCUGGUUGUCAACUGUAUAAGCAAGUAAUCCAAAAUUACACUGAAGAUCCGAUUUUUGCUGGAGUUAGCUCUGUUGGAACGGGAUUGCUCUAACAUUUAAUAUAUGUAGUCUUCACAAACUAAUAGAUCUGGUAUUUUGAUAGUGGGCUUAUGAGCUAGAGCCAUUAUGCAUUUCGACUUAACAACCAGAGGUAUCUGAAAGUAUAUAUAUAUAUAUAUAUAUAUAUUGAGAUGCAAUAACUGGAAUUGUGAAUCAUAUGGGUAUUAUGUAUAUAAACAUUUUAGUGAGGGAAGUCAGAUGCAGUCAAUUGUAGAGCACAGUGAUCCCUAAUUCAACAAGCACUCCACACAAAACAUGUGAAAUCCUCUUGGGUUGGCAGCAAAGGUAGGCUGGAAGAAUGGUAUUUACUAGCAUUAAUAAUUUAAUUAAUCAAUG